UCGCUCCCCGUCACCGCUGCUGCUGCUGAUCAAAGGCGUUUGCAGCAGACCGCCCAGUCACAGAGCUCUGUUUCGCUUUCAGUCUGCGGAUCACAACGGUUUCACAGCAAGGCGUUUAAAGCACGAGACUAUCCUGCAGCGAUUUAUUUUCUUCCGUCCUUCUCUGUUGAUAAAACCAGGCGAGCGCGAGAGAGAACGCGCCGUAAUGGGAAGACGCGGCGUGUUUUCAUUAGGUUACAUUUCCGAGGAAUGAUCCAUCCAUCUGUCGAACACAUUUUACGAGCACAGACAUCCUUCUUCACGCAUUGGACGUAGACUUUCGCAGCACAUGAGAGUUUUGAGCAUGCACGGCGCUUAAACAGAGCAAACCCAACAGUUUUUACAAACACUUGGACCGAAUUACGGCGUCUCGUCGCUUCGCUGGCACUCUCGAUUUGAUCUCUGGAUGUAUUUUUGCUGCUCUUGUGUCCUGCGGUGAUGUGCACCGUGCCAAACGCGCGUAGAUGUUGUGAAAUAACACAAUAUGUUGCAGUUUUGGGGGGUUUCAGCUGAGAUUUGUCUUAUUUCAUGCGCUAAACUUCAGUGUUGCCCUGUUUGGUCAUGAGUCUAAAGCAGCAGCAUUAGAAAGCAGCUGUGUGCGAGCACGUUGAUGCUUGGUGUUUUAAUAUGCAUGAAUGUGAUGCUUUCUCUUUUUAAAGUGCUUUCACGUUCAUAACGCUUCAGUUUAGUCUUCUAGUUGAGCACAUUUUUAGACAUCUGUAUGUUGGUAGGGACGUAGCUUGAAUUGUGGUUGAUGUGCCACUUUAAUACUGCUUUAACUUUUUAAGUUCAUAAAGCAUCAUCAUCUUCAGUGCAGGCAUUUGCUUGCCUAAUAAGGUGUUUAAUUAUGCAUAAAUGACUUAAGUUGGCUGUGCAUAUUUUAGAUUACGCAAAUGCUGCUUUAACUUUUCAGAGUGCAUUUACGUGCAUAAACGCAUAAUUUCGCUUUCCAGUUGAGCAUCGUCAUUUUCUGAAAGCAGUGUGUUUACUGGCACUUUGCUUGCUUUUAAAGCGUUUCGAUUUGCUUUGAUGUGAUGACUUUUUGCUGUGCAUAUUAUUAUAUGCUACUUAAAUGCUGCUUUAACUUAGAGUACUUUUAGUUUAAGUUUUGGCUGUGCAUAACAUUUUGUGGCUUUAUUGGCAUUUAAGAAUUUAAUGUCUCAUUUCGGUCUCCCAGAUGAGAUGUUGCAUGAAUGCUCUGAAACUAAAGGAAGCUGGUUUUGAAGCAGUGAGCGCGCACUGAUGCGCAAUGACGCUGUUGUUGUGCGCAGAUGUGUUGACGCCACCUGUGGUCUCUUAAAUAGAUUGUUUCGGGAAGAUUUAGGCAAUUUGACCAGGAGAGAGUUCAGUUUGCACAGGAGACGUGUUGCUUGUGCUUUCUAACCAAGGUGUGUAUCCUCGUGCUUAAGUGGAGAGUUUAAAUGGUGCUCCGUAAGUUACCCGGUGUCUCAGCAUCGGGCAUGGGGCUUCGUCUGUCUCAGAAAUUCGUGUUUCUGCUGUUCCUGUCGGGGUUGGUUACCCUGUGCUUCGGGGCACUUUUCUUUCUACCCGACACCGUGCGCCUGAAGCGCAUCUUCCUCUCCAAGAACGAGAAUCCCGCGGUGACCGUGGGCUCCGACAGUGUGCUUUCCAAAAAGGUGCCCGGGGAUCCAGAGCAUCAGCGGGCGGGUUUAAAAGGGGGCGAGGGGGCGAAUGUCAAACUGAAAGUGAGUCGCAAGCCCUCGGUCACCCAUGGAGCGAGAACCGUGGUGAGAUCUGUUGGGACUAGAGCGCAGGACGAGUGGAGUCCGGCGAAGGCGCACGAACCGGCGGCCAGGGACGAGCGGGUCACCUCGCCCGCGCAUGACGGGCAACACGGGAGCGCUUACAGCUAUGAGGCGUUUAAAAAGUGUCUGCACAAACCAGCUUUGGGGAAGAACAAGGGAACUCCAUCGGAUUCCGAGACGCUUCAGCGGAGGGAGAAAGUCAAAGAGAUGAUGAAGUUUGCCUGGGACAACUAUAAACGUUACGCUUGGGGAAAGAAUGAACUACGACCUCUGACCAGGAAUGGACACAUUGGGAAUAUGUUUGGCGGUCUCAGAGGCGCUUCAAUCGUGGAUUCUCUGGACACGCUGUACAUCAUGGGUCUGAUGGAGGAGUAUGAAGAAGCGAAGGAAUGGAUCCAAAACGACCUGGACCUGAACUCGAAUGGAGAGGCAUCGCUGUUUGAGGUGAACAUCCGUUACGUUGGCGGUCUUCUCUCUGCGUACUACCUGACGGGAGCUGAGAUAUUUAAGCAGAAAGUGGUUGAACUUGGCGAGAAGUUGUUACCCGCCUUCAACACGCCCACCGGUAUUCCCAGAGGAGUCAUUAACCUGGGCAGCAGUGGCACCAGCUGGAGUUGGGGCUGGGCAUCGGCUGGCAGCAGCAUCCUGGCCGAGUUCGGCACGCUGCACCUGGAGUUCGUCCACCUGUCCGAACUGUCCAGAAACCCCCUGUUCACUGAGAAGGUGAUGAACAUCCGAAAGCUACUGAAUAAAAUCGAGAAGCCUCACGGUCUGUAUCCCAACUUCCUGAGUCCCGUCAGCGGCAACUGGGUACAGCAUCACGUGUCUAUCGGAGGUCUUGGGGACAGUUUCUACGAGUACCUGAUCAAAUCCUAUCUGAUGUCAGACAAGACGGAUCAGGAGGCGCAGAAGAUGUACUACAGCGCCAUGGAGGCCAUAGAGACGAACCUGGUGCAGAAGUCUCCGGCCGGAUUGACGUAUGUAGCCGAGUGGCGGGGGGGCAUCCUGGACCAUAAGAUGGGACAUCUGGCCUGUUUCUCCGGCGGGAUGAUCGGCAUCGGAGCAGACGACGGUCCGUCGGGACAGAAGCAACACUACCUGGAUCUGGCGGCUGAAAUCACUCACACCUGUCACGAGUCCUACAGCCGCUCAGCCACCAAACUUGGUCCAGAGGCGUUCCGCUUUGAUGCCGGAGCCGAAGCCACAGCCACCCGACUGAGUGACCGCUACUACAUCCUCAGGCCAGAGGUCAUCGAGAGCUACAUGUACAUGUGGCGUUUGACCCACGACCCCAAGUACAGAGAGUGGGGCUGGGAGGCCGUGGAGGCAUUAGAGAAGCAUUGUCGUGUAGACACAGGUUUCUCAGGAAUCAGAGACGUGUACGCCUCCACAGUCAGUCACGACAACAUGCAGCAGAGCUUCUUCCUGUCCGAGACUCUCAAAUAUCUGUACCUGCUGUUCUCGGACGAUGAUCUCCUGCCGCUGGACGACUGGGUGUUUAACACAGAGGCUCAUCCGCUGCCCGUCAUACGCAAGAGAUGCCUUCAGGAGCACAGCAACACACAAGAUGAUGAACAGACCAACCUGGAGUAGUAUUUACCAUCACACACACACACACACACACACGGAUUCAACAUCACGGGUCCUGACAUGGAUUCCCAGCUCCUUUCCUGUAAAGGAUCUCUUCAUAUAUAUAUGCUGUGAUUGUAUAUCUCUGAGCCGAGACUUCCCGCUCUCCUCGACGGGUGGAAGCAGGCACAAUUUUCUGUGGACAAUCAGUGAAACGUGACUUUCAUGAGAAGAGCACCUUUUUCUUUGCUUCUUUCCUCUGUGAGGAAAACCCGAAUAACUUGCAGCCCCGAAUCUGUGGGAGGAGUGUCGUACGAUGGCGGGCCAUGCUGAGCGAAAGAGAAAACCACUUUUCUUCACGUCUCACCUGUAAUUUAUCUUUUCUUUCAUCCUUUCAUUGUGUAUUCCUUUCCCCGUCACUUCUGCCAAAGCAUUUGCGGUCUUCCUUUCGUUUUCUUUCCCCGCCCGUGAUAUUUUUGUCCAUCUCCUUUGGAGUCCAAUUUUGUGCUAUGAUUUUGUUCUUUAUUAUUUCAAAGCAGAGCAAGGACUGAUGUUUUUACAAACCUGACAGAAGGAUCCGUCGUGAAAUGUGUUGUAUAGAAUCCUCUCGUUUGAACAGGAAGUGGAAUGAUGUAAUCGGCAGGCCAGGAUUGUUUUACGUGAUUUUAAACUUAAAGUCGUGUAUUUUUUUUAUGCUUCAACUGCAUUGUGUUGUGCACGAUAUGCCAUGUUUCAAAGACCAGUAUCACGAGAGUGGAAAAACACACACUUGCACUGGCACUGGAUGGCCACUAGGGCUGGGCGAUUAUAUAUUGAAUAUUUAUUCGUUUUUUGCAUUGAUUUUGUUGGAGAUUGUGAAUCACAAAAUUAUAUAAAUGCAU
Molecule: messenger RNA, 4255 nt
Organism: Carassius carassius (crucian carp)
Lineage: Eukaryota; Metazoa; Chordata; Actinopteri; Cypriniformes; Cyprinidae
Product: mannosyl-oligosaccharide 1,2-alpha-mannosidase IA
Exons: 13
Coding region: 1461-3398 (645 amino acids)
Biological process (GO): carbohydrate metabolic process; N-glycan processing
Cellular component (GO): extracellular exosome; Golgi membrane; endoplasmic reticulum
Molecular function (GO): mannosyl-oligosaccharide 1,2-alpha-mannosidase activity; calcium ion binding
Source: RefSeq, a predicted model, not a curated record